Medioppia subpectinata is the source of this 570-nucleotide messenger RNA. Lineage: Eukaryota; Metazoa; Arthropoda; Arachnida; Sarcoptiformes; Oppiidae. The record is from the annotation of a GenBank genome assembly.
GUAUAUACCGUAUAAAUGUUUAUUUCCCAAAACAAAUAGUAAGCGAAAGUAAAUCGCAAUCAUUUCGGCCAACAAAUUAUGGAUUUUACCAUUAAGAGUGCGAUUACUUUUCUAACUAUUGUUCACAUCAGUGAUUGUCAGAUCGAUGAAUUGAGACGACAACGAAAUCCAUAUGAAUUCUUCCAAAUAGGAGCCGAAAGUCCGCCCAAACCUGUACUGUAUUUGGAGAGUGACAUCAAUUCCGUGCCUCCUGUGGGCACCUCUGACUUUGUUAGACAUUUUGCCAGAGAAACGAGUGGUGAAAACAUCAAGAAUUUACGUCUUGUGGGGAAAAGCGAUGCAAAUGUUGGCCAAUCAGUUGUCAGACGUUUGCCUCUAAUGGACACCGAGGAGGCAAAAGAUCCGCACUCUUCGCACCGCAAUUUUGUGAUCGCCGGCGACAACCAGUAUUAUGCGGUCCACACAUCUCGUGAACCCGAGGCCCCCAUCACUGGUCACUAUCACAGUUCGUAUGCCGACAGAAAUAAAGGAGGAAAACUCUAUUUAGGAAAUCGACCUUUUUAUUUUUAA